Messenger RNA from Pseudophryne corroboree (corroboree frog), 384 nucleotides. RefSeq names its product ribosomal protein L39 (gene RPL39). Lineage: Eukaryota; Metazoa; Chordata; Amphibia; Anura; Myobatrachidae. The record is from RefSeq and is a predicted model, not a curated record. Bases 104 to 259 code for a protein of 51 amino acids. Gene Ontology annotation, molecular function: structural constituent of ribosome. Gene Ontology annotation, biological process: translation. Gene Ontology annotation, cellular component: ribosome; cytosolic large ribosomal subunit. The transcript has 3 exons.
CUAUAUUAGUCUCUAUUGUUCCGCAUUGCUAACAUCUUCCCUCCGGCUUCCGGCUUCCUCUUUCUCAGCCGCCAUUGUGGUGAGAGGAUUGCUUCGGCUCACCAUGUCAUCCCACAAGACCUUCAGAAUUAAGAGGUUUCUUGCCAAGAAACAGAAGCAGAACAGGCCAAUCCCACAGUGGAUCAGAAUGAAGACUGGCAAUAAGAUCAGGUAUAAUUCAAAGAGGAGACACUGGAGAAGGACCAAGCUUGGCCUGUAAGCUGUGCAGAUGGCAGACGGGCACCCCGUGUGUUCCUUGUGAAGACCUGAUCAACAUCUUGUUAUACAGUUAUUAUAUUUGUAGCAGAACUGGUUUCCUUGGAAAUAAAUUAAAACAGAACUCAA